This is a messenger RNA of Coregonus clupeaformis (lake whitefish), 2118 nucleotides long. Its product is annotated as probable E3 ubiquitin-protein ligase RNF144A-A. Bases 355 to 1245 code for a protein of 296 amino acids. Gene Ontology annotation, biological process: protein polyubiquitination; ubiquitin-dependent protein catabolic process; positive regulation of proteasomal ubiquitin-dependent protein catabolic process. Gene Ontology annotation, molecular function: zinc ion binding; ubiquitin conjugating enzyme binding; ubiquitin protein ligase activity. NCBI's taxonomy places the organism in Eukaryota, Metazoa, Chordata, Actinopteri, Salmoniformes, Salmonidae. The record is from RefSeq and is a predicted model, not a curated record. Gene Ontology annotation, cellular component: Golgi apparatus; ubiquitin ligase complex; cytoplasm. The transcript is spliced from 8 exons.
UCGAUAGAGGGCUCUUCGCGGUGCCACAGAUCUCAGAAUACAGCAAAUCGGCAGCGUCUCCUCCUGAGCUUUUCGGCUCUAUAAACGCAUACAAAUGACAUCUUUACACCGACCAGCUGAUUUUUAUAAGCGCACCAACUACUAGAGCUUUCUAUUAUUAUUUUGAAGAAGAGAGAGACAUAAAUGUUGAUGUCCACUGACAGCCAGGCUGUUGUCAAUAAUACUUGAGCCAAACUGCAACGACUAAAAAAGGUCCUUUGAAAGGAUAGUCUGGAUGGAAAACAAGGCUCCUGUUCUUCCUCAAGAAAACUGACAAGCGGUAGUCUGAAUCCAAGGUCACCUGUACCAGACAUUAUGACGACGGGUCCGUCGGCACGGUACCGUCCCACCUGGGACCUGGCCCUGGACCCCCUGAUGUCCUGCAAGCUGUGCCUUGGGGAGUUCCCCUGCGAGCAGAUGACCACCAUCAGCCAGUGCCAAUGUGUCUUCUGCAGCCUGUGCCUGAAGCAGUAUGUGGAACUUCUGAUCAAAGAGGGCCUCGAAACCGCUAUUAGCUGCCCAGACUCUGCCUGCCCAAAACAAGGUCACCUGCUAGAGAACGAGAUUGAAUUCAUGGUGGCAGCAGGGAGCAUGCAGAGGUAUAGGAGGCUGCAGUUUGAGAGAGAGGUAUUGCUGGACCCGUGUCGGACCUGGUGCCCGUCCUCAUCAUGCCAGGCAGUGUGCCAACUGAAAGAGGGGGAAGUGGCGCUGCCACAGCUGGUCCAGUGCUCCGUGUGCAGGCUGGAGUUCUGCUCGGCAUGCCGGGCCAGCUGGCAUAAAGGACAGGCCUGCCAGGACAACAUGCCCAUCAUCACCUUCCUACCCGGGGAGACCAGUUCCUUCUACAAGAGCGAUGAUGACGACGCGCCCAUCAAGCGCUGUCCCAAGUGUAAGGUGUACAUCGAGAGGGAUGAGGGCUGUGCUCAGAUGAUGUGCAAGAACUGUAAGCACGCCUUCUGCUGGUACUGCCUGGAGUCUCUAGACGAUGACUUCCUCCUGAUCCACUACGAUAAAGGGCCGUGCAGAAACAAACUGGGCCACUCCAGAGCUUCAGUGAUAUGGCACCGGACACAGGUGGUGGGGAUCUUCGCUGGCUUCGGUCUGCUCCUACUGGUGGCCUCUCCCUUCCUUCUCCUAGCCACACCCUUCGUUCUGUGCUGCAAGUGUAAAUGCAGUAAAGGAGAUGACGAUCCUCUGCCCACCUAACCAACCCGCCCUGGGCACAGACAGGGGCACCAGGCCUGUUGAUGGACAGGGUGUUCGGUGUUUGGUUAGUCAUCCACUCCUUAUGGUGUUUUAAUCCCACCCACCGGCCCAGAGGACUUUUAGGGAUUGGUGGGUUUGUCGCUGGGGCAGCGCAGUGCAAGUGGAUGAGGAACAUUGACUUUGGGCGGAGCCAGCAAGUUGGGUUGAGAGGACACUCUGAACACUCUGUGGUUUUGUUGUGAUGUGUUAAGAAGGACUGGGCCUGCAUAGGAGAGGAGAACAGAACACGGCACCAGUCAAUGUUGGGCUGGGUUGGUUGUUGCUUCAGAGGACUUAUGAGUUGUCAAUAUGGGAUCGGUGGUUAUAGCUCUGUCUAUGUGUGUCAGGUUAAGGUUAUUUUGUCUUGUACAACUGUCUUGGUGCUUGUUUGGGGGACUGCAAAUAUAAUUUAGGUAUAUUUGGAGGGAGCAGCCUUGGCUAUCAGCCACGGAAUGUGGAAGUGUCUCCUAUAAGGGUAGAGUCUGUGUCCCAAAGGACACCCUAUUCCCUAUAUUGUGCACUAUUUCUGAACAGGCCCCAUAAGGCUCUGGUCAAAAGUAGUUGGGGGUUAUUUACUUACCAACCCCUUCUCCCUCUUAAGCUCUUUAGUUUUCUAUAAGAACAUAAACAAUCAAGGGUCUCGUCAGAGAAAACCAUUUUAGAUUAUCCAUUUGUAUCAUGUAAAACUCUGAGGAUUCACAACGUCCCUCCAAUAUAUUUUGAACGUUUUGUUUUCUAUUAUAGACUUGCUGGGAAAAAUUGUCAGGUAGCUUAGUGGUUAAGAGCGUUGUGCCAGUAACCGAAAGGUCGCUGGUUCUAAUCCCCGAGCCGACU